CAAAUCAUCCGAAUCUUGUAAUCUCAUGCCUCUCUUACGCUUACCUUCUAUAUUCCCUGAAACCCCUACCUUCCAAACUCAAUAUUCUCCCCAAACUCAUCCCCUUAUCUCUCAUGUCCAACUCUCUAAAGCUGCCCUUUUCUGCGAAGCAAAUCCAUCGCCACCCACUGCUCUCUCUCACAUCCAGAGCUCUAUCGCUGCCUUCUACUACGAAGCAAAGCCCCUGCCAAACGACAGCAAUCGUUAAACGACAGCCACCGCUGCUGCACCCAGAAGUUGACCAGACGCCAUGUUCUAUAAUUUUGUCAAAGGAAUGCAUGAUAAACACCUCAGGGAUGCCACAUAAUGCUCUUGGAAGAAUAUAUUUAAGUUGGUUGAAGUCUUUGAGCUGA
Molecule: messenger RNA, 392 nt
Organism: Ilex paraguariensis (yerba mate)
Lineage: Eukaryota; Viridiplantae; Streptophyta; Magnoliopsida; Aquifoliales; Aquifoliaceae
Source: the annotation of a GenBank genome assembly